Messenger RNA from Racocetra persica, 191 nucleotides. The record is from the annotation of a GenBank genome assembly. Lineage: Eukaryota; Fungi; Glomeromycota; Glomeromycetes; Diversisporales; Gigasporaceae.
AUGACCCGAUAUCAACAGCCUAUCCGUCAACGAUGGUUAUAUGAACUUCGAACUGCCAAACAAUAUCUUGACAAGCGUGAAAUUCAUAUCUGCUUUACACAAUUUUUUAUUGAGCAACUCGAAAAUGCAAAAAAUGUUCCAAAAUCAUACUUACAUAAGUGGCAAAUAUUUCUUAAAUGGCUUACAGACAG